Molecule: messenger RNA, 373 nt
Organism: Notothenia coriiceps (black rockcod)
Lineage: Eukaryota; Metazoa; Chordata; Actinopteri; Perciformes; Nototheniidae
Product: coagulation factor X-like
Exons: 4
Cellular component (GO): extracellular region
Molecular function (GO): calcium ion binding
Source: RefSeq, a predicted model, not a curated record
AUGUUGACGUCUGUUUGUGUUCUCCGGCUGACGCUCGGCGUCCUGCUGCUGCAGCUGAUCGCCGCGCACCAAGUGUUUCUGGACGGCGACUCGGCGCGGCAGCUCCUGAGCCGCCGGAGACGAGCCAACAGCUUCCUGGAGGAAAUGAAGCAGGGCAACAUGGAGCGGGAGUGCCGGGAGGAGCGCUGCGACUGGGAGGAGGCGCGGGAGAUCUUCGAGAACGAAGACAAAACGAAUGAAUUCUGGGCCAAAUACGUUGAUGGCGACGCCUGCCUGUCGGUGCCCUGCGCUCACAAUGGAGUGUGUAAAGACGGGAUCGGCAGCUACACGUGCUACUGCAAAGACGGGUACCAGGGCUUCAACUGUGAGAUCG